Messenger RNA from Arachis duranensis, 909 nucleotides. Its product is annotated as BAG family molecular chaperone regulator 2-like. NCBI's taxonomy places the organism in Eukaryota, Viridiplantae, Streptophyta, Magnoliopsida, Fabales, Fabaceae. The coding region runs from base 139 to 618 and encodes 159 amino acids. The transcript is spliced from 2 exons. The record is from RefSeq and is a predicted model, not a curated record. Gene Ontology annotation, molecular function: protein binding.
GACAAACCCCCAAAUUAUCUUCCAUGUGUUCUUAACCCAUUCUCACAUUUUCUUGUAUUAUAUAAACUCCCCACACCUUCUUCUUCUUCUUCACUUUAAUUAUUUGAUCCUCACUUAGUGUAAGACACAUAGAAGAAUAUGAUGAUCAAGUUUAGGACAAAGAGGUUUUAUAGAAGCAGCUCCAAGGUUGGGAAAGAGAACACUACUACCCAAGAAUGCAAAACCAACAAUAAUAAUAAUGUUGGUGAGAUCAAAUGGGAACUUAGGCCUGGUGGCAUGCUUGUUCAGAAAAGGGAGUUUAACAACAAAAGUAGUGAUGAUGGAGAAGGCAUAAUCACAAUUAGAGUUUCAACUGUCUCACAAUGCUAUGACAUUUCUGUUGAAGCCACUUCAACUUUUGGGGAAUUAAAAGUGAUUCUUUCACUUAUGACAAGUUUGGAGCCAAGAGAACAGAGGCUUCUCUUCAGAGGAAAAGAAAGAGAUGACAAUGAAUUUCUACACAUGGUUGGUGUUAGAGACAAGGACAAAGUUCUGUUGUUUGAGGAUCCAGCUAUUAAGGACAAGAAGAUGAAGCUUCUUGGAUUGAAAAAUAAUACUUGUUGUACCAUCACUGCAUGAUGAUGAUACAUGAUCAUCACUCUAAUUGAAGAAAUCCAUAAUUAUUAGUUUAAUUUAGUACUAACCUGAAAAUGAAAUGAAAAGAGAAAUGGAGGGAGUUUUAAUUUUAAUGUCUUUAUUAGCUUUUGUUUGUCUUAGAAUAGAAACUUAAUUAAUUAAUAUUUACUUAUCUGGUGGUUGGAGCCUUCCUUGAAUUAAGAAUGGUGGAAGGUGAUAAAAUCCCAUGUCAUUAUGUAAAGUAAGUUGCAACUCUAUGAUCAAUAGAAGUGUGAUUCCCUUUGUAUUGUAUUA